ACCUGAAGGCAUCACUGUGUGUUCGCUGUGUGUGUUGUGUUAGCUGCUGCUGCUGGCUCCCCUCUGUCCUCCAUUAGAGCUCCAUCCUCGCUGUACGGCGCAGGCCCGAAGUAGCGCAGCCGCUCUGAGUCAUCACACCCUUGAUCCAGCUCUUUAGACCAGACGGCCAAUCAUGGACGAGCACGUUGUUCACCAGACUGAACAAAUGACCACCAUUGAAGCCAGCGCCGUAAGCCAACAGAUUCAUCAGGUACAUGUGGCUACCUUCACUGAAGCAUCCAUGAUGAGCGCUGAAGAAGAUUCAACGUCUUCGCCAGACGAUGAUCCGUACGAUGACACAGAUAUCCUCAACUCGGCUGGCACUGAUGAGGUCACAGCACACCUAGCUGCUGCAGGACCAGUAGGCAUGGCAGCAGCUGCUGCAGUGGCAACUGGUAAGAAAAGGAAGAGGCCUCAUAUCUUUGAAUCCAACCCUUCCAUCCGCAAGAGGCAGCAGACUCGUCUCCUUAGGAAACUACGAGCCACCCUGGAUGAGUACACCACCAGAGUGGGCCAACAGGCCAUCGUGCUGUGUAUCUCUCCAUCCAAACCCAACCCUAUGUUCAAGGUGUUUGGUGCUGCUCCUCUGGAGAACGUGGUGCGGAAGUAUAAAGGCAUGAUGCUGGAGGAUCUGGAGAACGCUCUGGCUGAACACGCCCCCCCUGGUGGAGAGCUUGCCUCAGAGCUCCCUCCUCUCACCAUUGACGGCAUCCCUGUGUCUGUGGACAAGAUGACCCAGGCCCAGCUGCGAGCGUUCAUCCCAGAGAUGCUGAAGUACUCCACAGGCCGAGGGAAGCCCGGCUGGGGUAAAGAGAGCUGCAAGCCGGUGUGGUGGCCCGAGGACAUCCCGUGGGCCAACGUCCGCAGUGACGUGCGCACAGAAGAGCAGAAACAGAGGGUGUCUUGGACGCAGGCGUUGCGAACCAUCGUAAAGAACUGUUACAAGCAGCACGGCCGUGAAGAUCUGCUGUACGCUUUUGAAGACCAACAGAUCCACCCUGCAGCAGUCGCCCAGCACCACCUCACCGCUGCACAGAGCAUAGCACACCUCGUGCCCUCACAGACUGUGGUACAGACCGUCAACAAUCCUGACGGGACAGUGUCGCUCAUCCAGGUCGGCACAGGACACACAGUCGCCACCUUGGCAGAUGCUUCAGAGCUACCGGGUGUUACAGUUGCACAGGUCAAUUACUCUACUGUGACUGAUGGAGAGGUGGAGCAGAACUGGGCCACCCUCCAAGGCGGGGAGAUGACAAUCCAAACCACUCAGGCCUCAGAGGCCACCCAGGCUGUAGCAUCUCUGGCUGAAGCCGCUGUCGCUGCUAGUCAGGAGAUGCAGCCUGGAGCCACCGUCACAAUGGCACUGAACAGUGAGGCAGCUGCCCAUGCUGUGGCAACGCUUGCAGAGGCCACUCUACAAGGCGGAGGGCAGAUUGUCCUGGCAGAGACGGCAGCUGCAGUCGGGGCACUGGCAGGGGUUCAAGAUGCCACAGACAAAAAUCAUGAAUACUACACUUUAUGGGCGGUGCAAUGUUAACGAGAAGACAUCUUAAAGGUCUUGUCCAGAUUCCAGUAAGCAUGUACCAGACAGUUGUGACCAGCCUCGCCCAGGGCAACAGGCCGGUCCAGGUCGCAAUGGCACCUGUUGCCACACGCAUAGAUAACACUGUCACCUUGGAUGGCCAAGCAGUAGAGGUUGUGACCCUGGAACAGUGACAUUGGUGAACCUGGAAGGAGUAGGAGGCACUGAAAGGCUGCCCUGGAGAUUUGUUUAUCCUACUGUUUUCCAAGGAACCACAUUGUGUACUAUGUCAGAUAUUUUAAAUGUACAUCUGCAGGGGAGGCAUUGCGUUUACUAUGUAAAGAUGGUUUUUUUUGUUGGUGUAUUUUUUCUCCCCUUUAGCGACAUGUUUUUUUUUAGCUCUGUGAUGUUGAGAAUUUUUGUAUUUAUUUCUUCACUUCAAGCAAAGAUGAACCAAAAAGCCCGGGAGGAAAGCCACCACUGAUUCACCCAGAGUGUGUUACUGUCACUGCUCUUGAUUUUCAUUGUCGUCUAUGUGCUUGACUGUUAGGAUUUAUGUUAAAUUCAGUGCCAUGGUUAGAAAUCACUCCUCUCUGUUAUCCUUAAUAUUGAUCCGUGCUCUAAAUUGUACUCUUUCCACCUUGACUCACCUGAAACUCUCUUAAUAUACAGAACAGCAUGUGAGCUGUAGACACUCCCAGACAUAAAAUGAUGAAAUAUAACAUUGAAACCCAUCUCGUUGUGUGCUUUUCCCCGUGCUGUUUUCUGUAGUCCACGCACAUGCCAAGAUUUGUGAAGACUCAGGAUAUAUAUUGAGGUUUUUUGUACCGCUCAACUGAGCUGUCUUCCUGAAGCAGCCAUACCAAAACCCUUCAUUUACAGAGCAUGGAUAGAAGCACCCCUCGCUGUUGAUUUUUCUGAACAUGAACUUCUUUGUAAGUCACCCAGGACUUUGUGGUGGUCUACAUCACUCUUUAUUUCACACACAUUUGUUUUUGCUUAGGAACUGCAGUAUUCAUGGCACAGAGGUUAGAAAAAGCAUUUUUCUAAAUAUCGCAACAAAACCAUAGCUCGCAAAAAAUGGACACCGUUCAAUGCGGCUGUAAUAAUUGGUUCCACUGUCACCAGUAUUUAAAAACAAAGUCCAAUAAAAUGGCUGCUGUUCACCA
Messenger RNA from Notolabrus celidotus (New Zealand spotty), 2730 nucleotides. RefSeq names its product nuclear respiratory factor 1 (gene nrf1). The record is from RefSeq and is a predicted model, not a curated record. Gene Ontology annotation, molecular function: RNA polymerase II cis-regulatory region sequence-specific DNA binding; DNA-binding transcription factor activity, RNA polymerase II-specific. Gene Ontology annotation, biological process: regulation of transcription by RNA polymerase II. The transcript has 13 exons. The coding region runs from base 173 to 1576 and encodes 467 amino acids. Gene Ontology annotation, cellular component: nucleus. NCBI's taxonomy places the organism in Eukaryota, Metazoa, Chordata, Actinopteri, Labriformes, Labridae.